CUCUCUUUAACUUUCUGUUUUGAACACUUUCAUGGACUUUUCAGACUACAAAGCUAUGAAUCUUAUCCAUAUAAAACCCUGUUUGAGGGCGUGUUCUGGAAGAGGACUCAUGCAGAGGCUUACUAUUCCUUGUUUAACAAUCCUGAGAUGGAAUCAGCCAGUGAAACGUCCGUCCUGUCAUCAAAAAAGUCAACGGUGAAGAAGAAACCUGAAGCAGCUAGUACGACAACAUUAAAAAAGACAGUCGGAAUAACUGCAAAUAUGAAGGAGGCUUUUAAGCAAAAGCAAAAACAACAAGUAGCAAUGUUGUAUGAUGUACCAGAUGCAUAUGAAAUCAGCCAGCAUGUCUUGCUCUUCAGCCUUAUUGACAGGGGCAAGUUGAAUGUUGAUAUCUUAGUGGAGCUGUGUCAAUUACACCAAAGUACUUCGGCUCAACUUCUCACUUGCAUUCAAUACAAUGAUACCAUCCAAGAUAUAAUCAACUCAGCGUCUGGACUAAGCAACGAAUACUCCAUCUUAUUGGAGAUUAUUGAAAGGUUAUUUGAAGAUUAUCAGAAAAAGCUGCUGCCACUGUUGGACAAUUCACUUUUUGCAAGAUCAUCUGAUGUGCAGACAAGUCACAAGAUCAUUUCCAUGGCAACAAAUAAAUGCAAUCAGU
This is a messenger RNA of Anneissia japonica, 658 nucleotides long. RefSeq lists its product as uncharacterized. Lineage: Eukaryota; Metazoa; Echinodermata; Crinoidea; Comatulida; Comatulidae. The record is from RefSeq and is a predicted model, not a curated record.